AUGUCAAAUCUCUCGCCUAUUCCGUCCGUGCUCCUUGACCGGCCCGAGCAAACAUCCGUACAAGAAUGGAACCAGGCAAUCCUCUCCAUGAUUAGGGACCUACAUGACCUGACGCAGACUGGGACACACAGGAACUCAUGGGGCCUGACCAUUCUUCGCACGGUAUACACGGCAGACUCCGAUGUGAGCUUCCCGCUCGUUGUUAAGCGAAUCGACGAAUACCUGCGCCAGUGGAUCACCAAGUCCACGACGCCGACCACCGCCAGCAGCACCAUCUCUGACCUCGCUGCGCAGAGCGGCGAGGAGCUGCUCGCGCGUCUAUCUCACACCAUCCUGGAGGAUCGCCAGGCUCUUGACGGCGCCACGCUGGAGGCAGACUACGCCGCGUUCCAGGACUGGGUUCAGCAAAACGGCGACUCCGAGUCACACAACUCAAGGUACCGCAUCGCCCUCGUCAUCGACCAACAGUCGCUAGACGACACCAUGAAGCUGCCCGAAGCGGGUUCAGAUGUGUACUACAAGGAGAAACUCGUCUCCUGCUGCAAGGGCUUGACGCGCUGGGGCAUCGAUCGCCGCCAGGACACUCCCUGGUUUUACGUGGCGCCCGCGCUUCUCGCUUCGCUCUGGUUCAGCGUGAUGCACCAGGAGAUGGCGCUCAAGCUCACGCAAAUUAGCCAGGAUCCUCCCGUUUUUGAGAUGACCACGCCUUUACAUAGGUCACCCAUUUGGCCGGCUGGGGGAAAGUAA
Molecule: messenger RNA, 747 nt
Organism: Cordyceps fumosorosea ARSEF 2679
Lineage: Eukaryota; Fungi; Ascomycota; Sordariomycetes; Hypocreales; Cordycipitaceae
Exons: 1
Coding region: 1-747 (248 amino acids)
Source: RefSeq, a predicted model, not a curated record